Sitophilus oryzae (rice weevil) is the source of this 1518-nucleotide messenger RNA. Its product is annotated as GATA zinc finger domain-containing protein 14-like. The transcript has 9 exons. Bases 438 to 1400 code for a protein of 320 amino acids. NCBI's taxonomy places the organism in Eukaryota, Metazoa, Arthropoda, Insecta, Coleoptera, Curculionidae. The record is from RefSeq and is a predicted model, not a curated record.
GUACAUUAAUAUUUCAUUAACGAUUUUUCAGUUUUUUGGUAUUAAAAAUAUUUAACUUUUAUUUGGUACGAGAAGAGGUCAUGCAGUGAUAGAGUAGAAAAAUGUAGUAUUAGAGUAUAAUCAAAACGUUUUAUGGUAAAGUUGCUGUUAGACGUUGUCUAAAGCAAUAUUGGAAUAUCUACCUGACAUCCAAAACUUUGCGUGUAUUCUUGAUUUCUUUUAUAAUAUUUGACACGCGGUUUUUAAGAUGAAAAAAGUCUUGCGGGCAAAUUGCUAAAAUUGCCCAAUUAUAACUAGAAAAACCUUGAUUCUGAUGAAGGAGAUCAUCUAUAGGCAAAAAAUAAUCUCAGGAAACGAAAAGCACGCUAUUCCUCUUGUUUUGGCGUCAUUUUUACCAUUUCAUCUUGUUCACCUUAACACUCUAUUUCAAAUCCAUCAUGGCUUAUCGUUUAUUUCGAAUUGUGAUAAUUUUAUUUUGUUUGUGGAGAACCACUAAACAGUUACCAAUAUCGGAUAAAUUGGAUUUUGAAGAUAAUAAAACGUCUACUACAGAAAACAGUCCGAAUGGUACAGAAUACAGUUUUACUUGUGGCGAGAGGGGUUGUAAUGUGACUAAUAGCUCCGAUUCUAUACAGACGGAGGUCUUAGUUCAUGUGAAAACAAAAGUAAGCUUCAAUAAAACCAAUCAUUCACUAAAAAAUGCGUCUGAGGUACCCAUUUAUGUUGGUUAUAGAGGGUCAGAUUUAGAUGUUACAGGUGACGAUAGAUCCUUUAGGAAUUCCCCAAAUCUAAUAGGAAAUAGUGGAAAUGAAAAUCAUUAUUUUUCCAAUCUUUAUCGUCCACCCUCAAGGCCUUUGAACUACAACUAUAUACCACCUGGGUCGUUUGAUAGAAGCCAUGGCCAAUUUUUGGGACAUAAUUAUCUACCUCAAGGAGCUUUUGACAGAAAUAGCGACAAUAAUUUGAACCAGAAUUACCAUCUUUCCCACAGUACAUUUAACAGAUACAAUGACAAUUUGAACCAUAACUAUCAAAACAUUUUCAGCAGAAAUAAUGACAAUAUUUUGAAUCGGGAUUAUGGACAACAAAGACCAAUUAGUCAGAGCUAUGGAGAUGUAUUGGAACAACCAUUUCCACAUUUUGAUCAUACAUACCACAGGCAUAAUUUUGGUGAAGCUCCACCACCACAUUCUCUGUUGUAUCCUAGGAUACCUACGCCUAAUCCUGUAGCUUUUAGAGGCAUAUCUAGAAACGAGUGGAAACCGGUAUAUAGACCUAAUAAGUAUGACUAUAGUACCCAUUUGACUCCCCAUGAUAGUUCCAAAUGUACUUGUGAAGAUAGAUCAACACUGUCCCAAUCUAGAUCUUUUAUUGACGAUAAACUUGCUCCAUUGCAAUAAACUAUGUUGAAUACUUGAAACUAUUAAGUAAAUAAACUGUGAAAUAUUUAAGGUAUAAAAUAACAGACAGGUAGUUAUAGAACAAGUAAAUAUUUUGAUUAAAACCUAUAUUUUUGUG